AUGGUUUUGCAAAGUCCGUAUAAACGUGUUAUCGUUCUCGCAUUAGAUGGUGUAGGGAGAUUUUUCACGGAAAUCCCAACACCCACCAUUGAUGCCUUUUUUGCCUCGGGUGCUAGCUCGUUAACUGCAAAAGCGGUUGUGCCGACUGACAGCGCACAAAACUGGGGAUCAGUACUACACGGAGUUCUACCGGAUAAGCAUGGAUUAAAAAAUGGUGAAGUGGAGGCUGGCGUACCAUAUGAUGAAGAUAGUCCCUAUCCAAGUAUUUACAAGCUACUUGCUAAAAGUUUCAAGGAUAUUAAGAUGGCAUCAUAUGUAGCAUGGGAAGCAAUCAACACUGGUAUCAUUGAAUUAUCGGUAAAGGUCGAUUUGUAUGCUCCUCUCACCCACGAAAACUAUUUCUGGAGAUGGUGGCUGCGUUUUAAACAUCACUGGCUUAAAAAUUCUGUUUACGACUAUGCUGUUGUCUCACGGUUGGUCGAUUAUAUUCGUAACCCUGAAAACAAAAGUGUUAAAUUGUUGCUUGUUCAUUUGACUGACGUAGACGAGCACGGCCAUGGUUACGGUUAUGGUUCUCAGCAGUAUCUGAAUCAAAUCAAAGUUAUGGACUCACAAGUUGCGACAAUUCUUGAAGCUAUUGAUGAAGCGGGAUGGAGAGAUGAUUCUCUUGUAAUAAUGACAACUGACCAUGGUGGUAUUGGGCGAAGCCACGGUGGAGAUAGCGACCAGGAAGUCAAUGUGGAUUGA
Molecule: messenger RNA, 747 nt
Organism: Funneliformis caledonium
Lineage: Eukaryota; Fungi; Glomeromycota; Glomeromycetes; Glomerales; Glomeraceae
Source: the annotation of a GenBank genome assembly